Messenger RNA from Strongylus vulgaris, 158 nucleotides. The record is from the annotation of a GenBank genome assembly. NCBI's taxonomy places the organism in Eukaryota, Metazoa, Nematoda, Chromadorea, Rhabditida, Strongylidae.
AUGAUGAUCAUGACAUGCCACAAGAUGCCGAAGCAGGUUUACAUAGAAGAUGCCAUUGAACGGUCGAUCAAUCUUUGUCGACACUACUUGAAAAGUGUAGUGUUUCCCGCUUCAGAUCCAUUGUAUGGACCAGGAAAGAAACUGAAAGGUAAAUAAUA